Molecule: messenger RNA, 5655 nt
Organism: Cuculus canorus (common cuckoo)
Lineage: Eukaryota; Metazoa; Chordata; Aves; Cuculiformes; Cuculidae
Gene: ERN2
Product: endoplasmic reticulum to nucleus signaling 2
Exons: 22
Coding region: 3072-5648 (858 amino acids)
Biological process (GO): IRE1-mediated unfolded protein response; mRNA processing; protein phosphorylation
Cellular component (GO): IRE1-TRAF2-ASK1 complex
Molecular function (GO): RNA endonuclease activity; protein serine/threonine kinase activity; ATP binding
Source: RefSeq, a predicted model, not a curated record
CUUUGUCUUAAGAUUCCAUGUUUACCCAUAGGCUUUCGGUAGCAGUGUGAGCAGCUUUGGGUUUGUAUUUGCAGUUGGAGCAUCCGCGUUCGCUUUGUCUUAAGAUUCCAUGUUUACCCAUAGGCUCUCGGUAGCAGUAUGAGCAGCUUUGGGUUUGUAUUUGCAGUUGGAGCAUCCAUGCAAUGUGAAUUUUGAGGACGUUUCAUAUCUUGCAUAUAAACUGGUGAUGUGCUUGUUGCUCUUGUAGCUUGAGGUGUUUCCAUUCUGCCUACAAACCACCAGCAGUGUUGUAGACAUCAGUGCACCCAGGAGUUCACCCGCAACAGUGCCAGCUUCCUGGAGCAGCCCCUGCCGACGCGCAGAGCAGCGUGAGUGGUGGAGCUGGUGUGAGUUACCUGGAGAGAAUGUUACAGCCUCAGUGCUGCUGUCACAUGCAUCAUUUUCUAGUGGCCAGUCUCGGUGUUAAGGCUUAAGCUCAAAAUUCAGCCCUGGUGGGCGGUGUGUGCACUGCUUUACAGUGACAACAGGUCAUGAGUGUUUUCUGUCACUUGGGGUCAGCUUUCCACUCACUCUCUUGGUUCUGGGAUGAUCAGCUCCCACUGGCUGCUUGAUGGGCUCAAGAGAUGUCUGUGCAUCUGUUUGUAUUCCAUUUCCAUUCCUACUCUUCCAUUUGCUUGUUCCUCAGAAAGAUGUGUAUCUUGGUUCCAGCUCCUCUCGGAGCUCCUGUGGUUCCGUGCUUGGUGUAGUGGCGUGUGGGGCUGAGUGUAGGCAGGGAGCGGAUCUGCUGCUGCUGAGGCAAGAAGGGCACCUGGGCACAGAGGCAGGGCAGGACCCAACAUCCCCAUCUGUGCAUUUCCCAAGGGCCCUACUGCUCUGCAUCCCAUGCCAGCUCCGAUCACUCAUCUCAAAAGAAACUGAACAUAAACCUGUGGUCACAAAGUGGUUCAAAACAUUAUAAACUCAAACUGUGAACCAGUUUAGGUGCUUCUCUUCAAGUCGAAUUUGAUUUGAAAAAUGAAACUUUCCCUUUUUUGUGCUGUGUGCUAGGCUUGAGUUAAAAUACAGGACAGUAUAUUAAAUGUUUUAAUUAAUGUUUGUUGGCUUAAUGGAGUAGGCAUCUUGGGAGCUCUUUGAAAUGAAUAUUCCUGGCUUAGGAUGGCAUGGGGAAUGCAGAAGUCUACCGCUAAACCUUGUUUAGGUUUGAACAGAGACCGCAUCCUGCCUGGAAGCCUUGUGUGACUCACAAGUUUUUCAUAUCAAGUUUAAGAUUACCGUAAAUCAUUAAUUUCCAUUAAUGACACUGUUUGAUGAUAGAUACUUAAAAAGGGGGCUGCAAUGAUGAAAGAAGGAAAAGCGACCUGGAUUCAGAGCUGGAUAACUGUUAACACACGAUGCUUUAUAGGUGGUAGCGCUCACACAACCUCCUGAAGUUUGCACUUGAGGCAGUUCGCAUCCACUGCUGCUUCAUCUGGAAGGGUCGAAGAGAGGCGAUUCACGGGUGGUGAUACCAUCAAGGUGCUGUAUCAUGUGGGUCUGUUCUGCUCCCCGCACCCCACUUACAACGUUCUCUUCCUGCAGGCAGGGGCAGGCGGUGUGGCUGUGCAGGCAGGGCCGCUCUCUGGUUGCUCGCUGCUCCAGCACGGUGCAGCAGGGUUUGUUUCCAAACUUUCCUCCUUUUGUUUACCUUUCUUCCGCUGUGACUCGAUUUUCCAAUGGAGCUGCCUUCAUUUCAGGUUCUGUAGUCCAGCCUUUCCCCACAGGUUGGGGUUAGGUUGUUGCCAUCCUGUUUUGUUAAUUAAUGGCCUCGUUGCUGGGAGGAGGGGGACCAGGAGAGCUGCUACAAGUCCUGCAUAUACUACGGGGCUGUUUCACCUUCCAGCCAAGGACUCGCUUUGUUUGGCUCAUGGGAGUUCACUGAGUCUUACUUGUAUUCUAAGCAAUUCAUUCUCCAGUUUUGUAUUAAAAAACAAAAGUCUUAGAUGCUCCUGUCCACUGUGGAUUUACUGUCAAUGGAAUAUGUAAGUACCAGGCAUUAUGGUAUUUUUAACUAAUCUAUUGCCCGUUUCGGGGGAGGGCGAGGUGACAAAUCUUUAGUCUUAGAUUUGCACUGCUGGAGUUUUCUAGGUGUAACCUUGACUGGUUAUCCCAAUGUUCUGUAAGAUCAGUCUUAUUAAUUAAAGUUUGAUAAUUAUUUCUGUGUUUGUAUUCCAACAUUCUGUAUGUCCUAAGCUACUUCCAACUAUGUGAAUGACUGUUAGCAAAUGCUUUGCAGUUCAUUUCUUUCUGGAAACCUGGGAAUCCAUGGGAACCCAUGCUGGUCACGCCAGACGCCCUCAGUGCCUUUCUCCGUGGCUGGAAUUUGGGUGCACUGCUCCUUUGUUCGGAAAGGCUGUGAAUCCCAGGAGGAGUUUUCAGCUCCCUCUCCAAACGCAGGGUCUGAUCUCGUUCUGCAGUCACUGUCCUUGCUGUGCUGAGCGUGCUCGCUGGACAUUACACACGUGACAGCUGCUUGCGUUGUCUGAACUCUUGGCUUGCUGCAGCAGCCCCGGGAAUUGGGUGCUCAGGAGAAGCUACUGGCGCUGAUGCGUAGCGGAUGCUGCCCCUGGGUGCUGCUGCUUCCAGGAACUUUCUCUACCCAACCUGUUCAAAAUGAUGGGCUGAGCCCGUUCAGCAGUGCCAUUGCUGAAGGUCAAAACAGAAGUGCGGUCCUCCCAGCGUGUGUGAACUGGCAAGUUCUCAUCUGAUUUCAUAUCUGGGUGUGCCCAAACUGCAAUGGGUAGUGUCAGAAUUUGUGGGGUGGGGACUUGAAUCCCACUGAAAAUCCCUUCCAACUCCUGCUUCUCUUUUUGUGCCUCACAGGCAGUGCUGUGGCCGUCCCAGAAACGCUGCUCUUCAUAUCUACUCUGGACGGGAACCUUCAUGCAGUGAGCAAGAGCACGGGUGACAUCAAGUGGACCCUGAAGGACGAUCCUAUUCUGCAGGUGCCGGUCUAUGUGUCAGAACCAGCGUUCCUUCCAGACCCCAACGAUGGCAGCCUGUACAUCCUGGGAGGAAAAAACAAGGAAGGCCUGAUGAAACUCCCGUUCACCAUCCCGGAGCUGGUCCAGUCCUCACCGUGCCGCAGUUCGGACGGUGUGCUCUACACCGGGAAGAAGCAGGACACCUGGUUCAUCGUGGACCCCAAGUCAGGAGAAAAGCAGACCACACUCUCGACAGAGGCUUGGGAUGGCCUCUGUCCGUCCAGUCCCCUGCUCUACAUCGGCCGCACCCAGUAUGUCAUCACCAUGUACGACACCAAGUCGCGGGAGCUGCGCUGGAACGCCACCUUCUCCGACUACUCGGCACCACUCUGCGAGGAGUCCUACCACUACAAAAUGGCACACUUCGUCUCGAGUGGGGACGGGCUGGUGGUGACGCUGGACAAGGAGAGCGGGGAGGUCCUGUGGGCGCAGAACUAUGACUCACCCGUGGUCGGCAUCUACGUAUGGCACCAGGACAGCCUCCGCCGCGUCCCCCACCUCAACAUGGCCAUGGAGACCCUGCGCUACCUGACCUUCCACUCGCAAGAUAUACACCUCCUCAAGGGGAGCUACCAGUCCGUGAAGGAUUUCGCUGCCACCAAGACCCAGCUGCUGCCAGCGCUCUACGUGGGGAAGUAUGCAGCCAGCUUCUAUGCCUCGAUCUCCCUGGUCCACGACAGCGUGGCUCUGGUGCCGCAGGGCAUCAUGCUGGCCAGGAUCGACGGCCCCACCACGGAUGAUGUGACCAUGAGAGAGUCGGGGGAGUGCGAGAUCACACCCAGCACCAACGUCAAGUACCCGCAAGGCAGCAUCACCUCGCUCCGCAACCAGUGGCUCCUGAUAGGGCACCACGAGCCACCUCCCGUGGUCCAUACUACCAUGCUGCGAGCCUUCCCAGAGAACCUGAGGAAGACAACAGAAACCAUCAUCCCCAGGGCUUCUCCUGCCAGGACCGUGUUCGAUGAUUUCCUGGCCCCGAGUGGCCUGGAGGAGCCGGCUGUCCGCAGCAAGGGGCACUUCCAGAAGGAGCCCGCGCCGAGGGAGCAGGAGGAGGUCUACCCCGAGGCUGGCACCUGGGACCUGGUGAUGGCUGGUGUUGGCACAGCCCUGCUGGGCGGAGGAGUCCUCUUGCUCCUGCUCACGAAACUGCAGAAACAGCACGCGGUGGAGCAGCAGCAGCUGGAGAAGCAGAUUCAGCUCCUGCAGCAGGAGAUGCCACUCCUGGGCCGGGUCUCCAGGGAAGGUGUCCCUGCAGAGCCCAUGGAGCCAGAGCUGAGCCAGGGAAGCGUGUCACAGCUCUCGCAGAGCUCCAGCUCCUCAGCCUCCCUGAAGGACCUGGCUAAUGGGAUGGUCAGCCCUGAUUCGGCUGUCCCGGCGGCUGCUGAAGAUGCAGAACCAGACAUGAUUGUAGUUGGGAAAGUUUCUUUUAACCCCAAGGAUGUGCUGGGCCACGGAGCUGGAGGAACCUUUGUCUUCAGGGGACAAUUUGAUGGCCGGAACGUGGCUGUGAAGCGCCUCUUGCCUGAGUAUUUCCAUCUUGUGGACCGCGAGGUCCAGCUGCUCCGGGAGUCGGACGAGCAUCCCCACGUCGUCCGCUAUUUCUGCACCGAGAAGGACAAGCAGUUCCACUACAUCGCCAUUGAGCUCUGCUCCGCCACGCUGCAGGAGUACGUGGAAAGCCCCAGCUUUGAUCGCCGCGGGCUGGAUCCGGUGUCCCUGCUGCGUCAGACCAUGUCUGGGCUGGCCCAUCUCCACUCCCUCAGCAUCGUUCACCGCGACCUGAAGCCCUGUAACAUCCUCAUCUCUGUCCCAAAUCGCCAUGGGCAGAUCCGAGCUGUCAUCUCUGACUUCGGCCUCUGCAAGAAGCUUCAGGGGGGACGACAGAGCUUCAGCCUCCGCUCUGGCAUCCCUGGCACCGAGGGCUGGAUUGCACCCGAGGUGCUGCAGGAGGCCCCGAAGGAGAACCCAACGUGCGCAGUGGACAUCUUCUCUGCCGGCUGCAUCUUCUACUACGUGGUGUCAGGAGGGCAGCACCCAUUCGGGGACAGCUUGCGGCGCCAGGCCAACAUCUUGUCAGGCUCUUACCAGCUGAGCUGCCUGCAGGAGGAAGCUCACGACAAGCUUGUUGCGCGAGAGUUGAUUGUGGCAAUGAUCAGCUCUGAGCCUCAGUGCCGACCCUCGGCUCCCAUGGUCCUGGUGCAUCCCUUUUUCUGGAGUCAGGAGAAGCAGCUGCAGUUCUUCCAGGAUGUCAGCGACCGCAUCGAGAAGGAGCCUGCCGAGGGGCCCAUCAUCUCGGCACUGGAGGCUGGGGGACGGGCAGUGGUGAGGACCAACUGGAGGAUGCACAUCUCCUUCCCGCUGCAGGCAGACCUGAGGAAGUUCCGCACCUACAAGGGGGGCUCAGUGCGUGACCUCCUGCGGGCCAUGAGGAACAAGAAGCAUCACUACCACGAGCUGCCGGCUGACGUCCAGGCGACGCUGGGCCCCGUCCCUGAUGGCUUGGUGCAGUACUUCACCUCCCGCUUCCCCCAGCUGCUGCUGCACACGCACAGGGCCAUGCGGGUGUGCGCCCACGAGCGCCUCUUCCAUUCCUACUACUGCCAGGGGCCAGGAGGUGAUGGGCAGUGAGCAAGGA